Messenger RNA from Coccinella septempunctata (seven-spotted ladybird), 1374 nucleotides. RefSeq names its product adenosine kinase-like. NCBI's taxonomy places the organism in Eukaryota, Metazoa, Arthropoda, Insecta, Coleoptera, Coccinellidae. The record is from RefSeq and is a predicted model, not a curated record. Gene Ontology annotation, molecular function: adenosine kinase activity. Gene Ontology annotation, cellular component: cytosol; nucleus. Gene Ontology annotation, biological process: purine ribonucleoside salvage. Bases 309 to 1355 code for a protein of 348 amino acids. The transcript has 4 exons.
UAACAAAUGUGUUGUAAUUUUUAAUUGCUGCUUUUAGUACAACGUUUAUUUAUUAUUAAUUGGGUUCAUCCAAUCACUCCUUUUUAAUUUUACACCUUUAUUCGUUUCUAAUUUUGGGGACAGAUGCCACUGUUCAAUAAUUGAAUAAGGAAACACCAAUUCUAUAUAAAUGAGGUGAUAACAGAAUUAUAUAAUUAGCAUAUAAUCUCUUCCUGUGAUAAUCGAAGUUAGUUCGAGUUCCCAGCCUUUGAGGUCAAGUCUAUAACAGAUUGAAAUUGAUUUGUGCAGCUGUAGAAUAACUUUUGAAGAUGGCUUGUGAAAAAAAUUUGAGGGAGAACAUGCUGCUUGGCAUGGGUAACCCAUUACUCGACAUAUCAGCAGUAGUGGAAGAGAAUUUGCUGAAAAAGUACGAACUGAAAGAAAACGAGGCUAUUUUGGCAACUGACAAACAUACAACGCUCUACACAACUCUGGUGGAUAAGUACGAUGUGGAGUACAUUGCAGGAGGUAGCGUUCAGAAUGCUUUACGUGUAUGUCAAUGGCUGCUAGGUACACCCAACACUGUCACCUUCUUUGGUUGCGUGGGGGAAGACGAAUUUUCCAAAAUUUUGAAGGACCAAGCACAAAAAGCUGGGGUACAAGUGAACUAUCAAUAUACAAGCACAGAACCGACAGGCACCUGUGCAGUUUUAGUAACCAACCAACACAGGACAUUGUGCGCAAAUUUGGCUGCAGCAAACUGUUUUACCAUAGACCACAUCAAGAAACCUGAAAAUAAAAAAUUCAUAGAGACAGCUGCAUUUUAUUAUGUUUCGGGUUUCUUCUUGACUGUUAGUCCACCCACGAUUCUGGAAGUGGCUAAAUAUGCUAAUGAAAACAAGAGGCCCUUCAUCAUGAAUUUGAGUGCAGAGUUUAUUUGCAAAUUUUACAAGGAACCAUUUAUGCAAGUGAUGCCCUAUGUUGAUAUACUUUUUGGAAACGAAGCAGAAGCCCUGGCUUUCUCUGAGAACACUGAUUUUGCGAACAAAAGCAUUAAAGAGAUUGCCUUAGGCAUUUCUAAACUUCCGAAGGAGGACAAAACUGAAGAGAGGAUCGUAAUAAUAACUCAGGGUACCUUGCCUGUUAUUUUGGUUCACAAAGGAGAAAUUAAAGAGUUUCCUGUUAUCUCUUUACCUAAAGAAUCCAUCAUCGACACUAAUGGAGCCGGAGAUGCAUUUGUGGGCGGUUUUUUGUCCCAAUAUAUUCAGGGGAAGAGCCUUGAAGUCUGUAUUAAGUGCGGCAUCUGGGCAGCUACAGAGAUUAUUCAGAGAUCUGGCUGUACUUUCGCAGGCAAACCUUGCUUUGUCGAGAACUGAUAAUAAAAUUUUAAAAUGA